AGUUACUGAACUUCUUCAUUAAUCUAUUGAGCGCGUCGGUCGAAGACUUCUUUCAGUUACUAAUUAUAUAGAUUUCAUCCACUAAGAAAAUGUCUGGAUCUCGCAAAUUUUUUGUUGGAGGGAACUGGAAAAUGAACGGAGGCAGAGAAGAUAACGAAAAGUUACUUAAAUUACUUUCAGAAGCUCAUUUUGAUGACAACACGGAAGUUUUAGUUGCUCCACCAUCCGUAUUUUUGCACGACGUUCGAAAAAGUUUGAAGAAGGAAAUACAUGUUGCUGCUCAAAAUUGUUAUAAAGUAUCGAAGGGUGCAUUUACUGGAGAAAUCAGAUUUCUAUUCAUUUUUAUGAGAUGGAAACCAUAAAGCUGUUUUUAUUUGUUGCUAUUACCAAAAAAUAACAUAACUCGCGGCUUUACCAAGGGUCAUGGUUUCAUAGCAGGAAUAAACCUUUUACUACAUACUGAAUAGUUAUGUGUAUUGAAGCUAAAAGUAAGUAAACAAUGGAGAAUAAAGCAAAUUAAAAUCUAAUGGACAAUAUGCAGUGGAAACAUUUUUGACCAAGUAGGUACUUGCUUCAAAUUUACGAGAUCAUAGUGACGAGUUCAUGUAAACCAUAUGUUUUGUUUGUGCUCCUUCCUUAGUAUUGCGAUACGGAUUCAGGUCUUUAAUGGAUUUAUAUGGAAGCAGUCUAGCAACUUGGCCAGUUCCAUUAUUUUCCUAAGUGAUUUACCAGUUUGUAUAUCUUGAGUGAAUUAAUUUGGUUCAGGGUAGUAUCGUCUUCUGAACCAAAAGUUAUUAAACUACCGGGUGAGAUAUUGAAUGGAUACCACAUGGAUGUUUUAGAGUGAGGAAACAGUGGCCUAGAAAAGACCAUUGCUAUAGGACGCAAACAGUAUAAACAAACCGAAAUGUAGGAAUGACAAAUGAACAGUGGGAAGUGGGAAAAUGUGGUAGAGGCAGGGUAAUAAUAAUGGUAGGUGAGCAGCAAGACGCGUAUUAAGCACAGCUACUUUGGACCAGAGGUUUUAGGUCAUGAUUGAGUUCGUUGUUGUCAAGCUCACUAUCGAAAACCUCUAGUGAGAUGACAUACUACAUCUGGUUGGAUGCCAUUUCGGACAGUGGCAGCUAUUGGUAAGAAAAAAUGUGAUCUCUCCGUGCUUUUUAUUCUCCUGUAACCAAACGAGAAAAAUCAAGACUUAUUGGGUCUUUUGUUACAUGAUUUGUUCUUUAAUACUAUUUCCAACUUUUUUAACGAUAAAUCUGUGUUACCUAAAAACAAAUUACACUAUCAAAUUAGCUCAAAGCAAUAAGCUGAUUAAAUAUGUCACGGGUAUUCAGGGCUUGACAACGCUGUCAUCUAUAAUACCUUUUUAAUAGAAAAUCACAAACCCAGUCAAACCAUAAAUCAAGAAUGGGAGUGUUUGGAGGUAUAUUUAAAAGACAGUUGAUAUGUCGGGAAAUAUAUGAGCUAAGCUGACUAGUUGUUGCGCGGAAUACGUAGUAGGGCUAGCUCAAUAGUUAUCUGGUGCGGAUGCUUGACCGUGCUCCUAAAAUUAUGAUGUGUUCAAUAAAACUAACGAGGCCAGCAUUAACGUCGAAGACUGACAAAAUUAUUUAUUAUGGUGAUUUAUUUACAGCUUUAUACUUUUAUGCAUAAAAGUAUGCUAUUUCUUACGUCGCGAUUUUUAUUCUUUCUGUAAUAAGUAAGUGAAGUCAUGAUUUUUCUUUUGACACAGUUAUUAGAAAUGACAAAACAUAUACUGAAUACCGUUUCUCCGUCUUCGUUUCAAACUAAUAUUAACUUAUAUAUCAACUUUAUUCUUGUUUCUCCACAAAUUUUGUUUAGCCCUGCAAUGAUAAAAGAUAUUGGUUGUGAAUGGGUAAUACUUGGACAUUCUGAGCGUAGGAGCAUUUUUGGUGAAUCUGAUGAACUGAUUGCUGAAAAAGUUCAACAUGCACUUGCUGAAGGUUUAAGUGUUAUUGCAUGUAUUGGUGAAACAUUAUCAGAGCGUGAAUCUAAUAAAACGGAAGAAGUAUGCGUUAGACAGUUAAAAGCUAUUGCAAAUAAGAUUAAAUCAGCUGAUGAAUGGAAACGAGUAGUCGUAGCAUAUGAACCAGUAUGGGCUAUUGGAACAGGUAAAGUUGCUACACCACAGCAAGCUCAAGAGGUUCAUAAUUUCCUUCGUAAAUGGUUUAAAACAAAUGCACCAAGUGGAGUUGAUGAAAAAAUACGUAUUAUCUAUGGUGGUUCUGUAACUGCUGCCAAUUGUAAAGAAUUAGCUCGACAACAUGAUGUUGAUGGAUUUUUGGUUGGUGGGGCUUCAUUAAAACCGGAAUUCACUGAUAUAUGUAGAGCCAAACAUUGUUGAACGUUUUGUUGGUCUUCUUCUUCUUCGUACUCUUCAUAAUUUUGUCUCUUCUCGUGUCAGUUACUUCCAUUUUUUUGUAUCAACAACCAAAGCACAUUAUAAUUAGUAGUAUUUUAAUGUCUAAUGUAAAGAAAUAUGACUACUAGUUUGAAUUACUUAAUUACUAUCAGUCAAACAAAUAAUAUUCGUCAAUUUAGUUCAUUAUUUCAUUUAUCGUCCCUUAUAUUUAAAUUUCUUAUGCCUUAAAUACACCUUGAAUUAAUAAUUUAAUAUGUUUUGUAAUAUUUCACUGGAUCUUACUUAAUAUAAAAUGUACAAAACUUAUGA
Messenger RNA from Schistosoma spindalis, 2695 nucleotides. The record is from the annotation of a GenBank genome assembly. NCBI's taxonomy places the organism in Eukaryota, Metazoa, Platyhelminthes, Trematoda, Strigeidida, Schistosomatidae.